AUUUUCCUUUUUUUAAAUUGGCAAUCAAUCUAAUAUCUUUUUAGGAUUCAUCUUCAGAUUGUUUUUCGUAGUAUACUAUGUUUGUUUUUUUUAUAACAAAAAAAUGGUUUCCCAACAUAUUCAAUGACUUUUUCAUGUUUUUCUUCGACUUGCUACACUAUGACAUUUUUAUGACAUAUGACAUGUUUUAUAAAUGACUACAUCUCAUUGUAUCGUGACAGCGCUGUUAACAUGUGCAACAUAAACUGCAAAGAAGAGCCCGUUUCCUUCCACUGAUGGUGUUGAUGCGUUUGCUCUCACUGACAUUAGUGCUGACUGUGUGCAUGUGGAGUUCUGCUGGAUGGAUGCUUUCCCCCGGCCCGCAGAUCGGAUGUUUUGAGCCUCUCCUCCCUCUCUCCCUCUCUCUCUCCCUCCGUCAAUGUGUGUGUGUGUGUUUGUGUGCCUCCCAGCUAUAAAAGCUGCUCUAUCACCAGGGUGCUUUAUGCUGCAGAGGAGCUCAAGUGUAACAGAGGAGGACACGGACGAAACAGAAGACUGCACUCGGCUUCCCACCGACUGCUCUGCCUAAACAAGUCAUCAUGGGCAAAAACCUGCUGAAGAAUCCCAAUGGGGAAGAGCAGUUGGAAUUCUGGGACCUGACGGAGAACGGUGGGAGUCAGUGGAAGGUGGAGGACAUGCCGGGAGGCUGCGGGUACGACUUCUGCGUGGACGGAGUGACCACGUACUUUGCAACCUCCUUCGAGAUGUGUCUGAAGAGGCAGGUGAUCGACCUGUUAGCGGAGGAUUACUCCAGCGAACAGCUGGACGCUCAGCCGGCCGUCACAGUGGAUGACUGGUACUGCGGCAGGACGGAUUGUGGCUGCACCUACCAACUAUCCGUGAAUCUGCUGGACGAGAACCAAGAGGUCGUACAGGAGUUCACACACGAGCCGGUGACCCUUGACCCCGACACUGACGACUGCUCCUGGAAGCAGGUCAGCCAUACAUUUACCGACUACGGCCCCGGAGUGCGUUUCAUCACCUUCGAACACGGAGGACAAGACACCAAGUACUGGGACGGUUGGUUCGGCGUCCGGGUCACCGGAAGCUCCGUUACGAUCGAGGCCUGAACGAGAGGAAAACGGGGAGCAAAAAGGAGAAGUGGAACCACGUAGUUCUAAACACCAUUAGGCAGAUGGUGGCGGGUGGGGGGGCGAGAGAGGACGGAGAAGUGCAGUAAUGACUCCAGGGUGGCGUGUAGGUCUCCGGGUUUCAAGAGAACCAGCCUCACACUUGUUUUUACAUCACAUGUCAUUUAGCUGACGCUUUUACCCAUAGCGACUUACAAUCAUGUUACAUUCACACAGCGUAGACGCAGCUACUAAAUCCGGGUCAAGUGUCUUGCUCAAGGACACAUCGACUAGGGCGGGGAUCGAACCGCCAACCUCAACUCACUGCUGCUAUGAACACUGUACUUACAAAAGAAUGAAUAACAAGAGCGGCUUUACUAACUUUAAAAUAUAAUUAAGUACAGCUUUGCAAGGCAGUGAUUAAUGGGUGGAGGAAUACUCACAUUGGAAUUAAAAUGCUGAAAUAAAUGUUCAAUGACAUCA
Molecule: messenger RNA, 1592 nt
Organism: Pseudoliparis swirei
Lineage: Eukaryota; Metazoa; Chordata; Actinopteri; Perciformes; Liparidae
Gene: fbxo2
Product: F-box protein 2
Exons: 6
Coding region: 579-1109 (176 amino acids)
Biological process (GO): SCF-dependent proteasomal ubiquitin-dependent protein catabolic process; glycoprotein catabolic process
Cellular component (GO): cytoplasm; SCF ubiquitin ligase complex
Molecular function (GO): ubiquitin protein ligase activity
Source: RefSeq, a predicted model, not a curated record